Messenger RNA from Microplitis mediator, 2271 nucleotides. RefSeq names its product syntaxin-16 (gene Syx16). Gene Ontology annotation, biological process: vesicle-mediated transport; intracellular protein transport; vesicle fusion. The transcript has 5 exons. Gene Ontology annotation, cellular component: SNARE complex; membrane; endomembrane system. Gene Ontology annotation, molecular function: SNAP receptor activity; SNARE binding. Bases 149 to 1129 code for a protein of 326 amino acids. NCBI's taxonomy places the organism in Eukaryota, Metazoa, Arthropoda, Insecta, Hymenoptera, Braconidae. The record is from RefSeq and is a predicted model, not a curated record.
AAUUAUUAUCUACAUUAAUUUUAGUUUAUAACAUAUUGGAUAAGUAAAUGUUUGUGGUUCGUUCGAUUGUAAGAUAAAUGAGAAUAAAUUAUCAGUAACAGCCUAUCUGAUAUAUAAUUAAUUAAUUAAAUAAAUAAAUAAAUAAACAAUGGCAACACGAAACCUCACUGAGCCAUUUGUGCUUAUGAGAAAUAAUGCAUUGCAAAGUAAACACAUUUAUGCGGAGCAGAAUUUAUCUGAUCGCAUGGCGCUUGUUAGUUCGGAGAACAGAUCAUCUGACAGCGUCGAAUUGAAAGGAAUAAAUGGGAGCAAUUUGACAGCUCCAGCCUGGGCAGAUGCUCUCGAAGAAACUCAGUAUAUUUUAAGUCGUUUGAAAAUAAAAUUAGACAGUUUAAUUGAAAUACAUGCUAAGCAUUUAACACGACCGACUCUCGAUGAUACUUCCCAGGAAGAAAGACAGAUGGAACAAUUAACUCGCGAAAUAGGCCGCGCAUUUUCUAGCGGGCAUCGGCAAGUUCAAAUAGUUAAAGGAGCUGCAAGACAUGAAACACGUCAUGCAGAAAAACAAUUAGCGAUGAGCGCAGUUCUGGCCCUUUCCUCAGCGCUCCAGGACUUGGGUAUCCGAUAUAGAACUGCUCAGAAUAAUUAUAUCCAACAACUAAACUCGAGGGAAGAAAGGAAUAGGCCAUUUUUCGGUGAAGAUCGAAUGCUGCCUGACGUUUCUGUGGACUCGUGGCCUGCGGAGUCACCGUCGAAUGAAAUUAAUGACCAGUUUUGGCAGCCGAGACAGCAGCAAAAACAGGAGACUGUGCUCCUGAUGCUUGAGGAUGCGGAAGAAUCGAUGAAGCAGGCGGUUGAAAGGGAACAAGAAGUAAAUCAUAUUGUUCAAAGUAUAGCUGAUUUAAAUUAUAUAUUCAAGGACUUAGCUACUAUGGUACACGAUCAAGGUAGUAUUCUCGACCGUAUCGAUUACAAUAUUGAGCACACUCAAGGUAAAGUUCAGGAAGGAUACCAGCAAUUAAAAAAAGCUGAUUCUUAUCAACGAGCUAACCGUAAACUCUACUGUAUUUUUAUCCUCGCCGCGGCAAUUAUUUUCCUCAGUUUCUUAUUUAUUUUAUUCAAAACCUGAAUCUUAUUGCUUUUAUUCAUCCUCUUGGUUAUUUUCUGUGCAAUUUGUACUCAGUACUAAACAAAUCUCACUUACCACGAUAACUUUAUUAUUAUUAUUAUUAUUUUAUUUCUUAUCUGAUAACUUUUUAGACCAAUUAUCAUUGCCAUUAAUAAAAAUAAUAAUAACUUUUAAGUUUUUAUUCAAUAACAAGGUUCAGAAGCGACUUACGGCUUGACAAGACUGAGAUAAUUUUUAUUUCUUCUUAUAUAAUAAUUUAUUGUUUGUAUAAAUAACAAAAAUGCUUGAGUACAUUAUACACGUACAAUGUUAAAUAUUUAAACAAAUGUCUGUAUAUUGUAUAAUUAAUAACAAAAAAAAAAUAAUUAUUACAGUUAUUGUUAUUAAAUGAUCAUUAACAAUAAUAAUUAAAUAGUGAAUUAAUUUAUUUAAAAAUAUCAACCAUCUUAAUAUCACAGGCUAUGUGGUUUAUUUAAAUACAGAUUGAGAUACAGUCGAAAUCCAUUCACUCGGUUCAUUAUCUCGGAACUUCCCCUCAAUCUUUACUCCCACGAGCUACGCUGUCUUUUACCCCCUGCUAUACAUUUGCAUGUGUCUGUAUAUAUUUAUAUUUGCAUCAUACAUGUAGAUGUAAGAGCGCAUGCGCCAUAGUUAACUUUUUAAGGGAGAAAGGGCAUCCGUUAACUAGGAAAUUCUAAGAAUUUUCCUCUCCUCCGUAGAUUAACUGUCCGAGUUAAUGAAAUUCGACUGUAAUAAGUAAUAUUUUUUAAAUAAUAAUAAUAAUAAUAAUAAUAAUAAUAAUAAUAAUAAUAAUAAUAAUAAUAAUAAUAUUGUUCAACAAUGGGAUGCUAAGAAAGUUGUCUAUAAAUAGUGGAUACCACUAGGAAUUGUGUGAUGUGCUAUAAAACACAUAUAUACAUAUAUGUAUAAUAUAAUAAUUAUUAUUAAUUACUAUCUAUACAUAUAUUUACAAAUUAUUUAUCUUUGUACCCUAUUGUUUCAAACGCUUCUAAAGAGCAUUUACACUACAAGUGUUCUACGCAUUUGUUAUUAAAUUUUAAGCAUAAUCACCUGGAUUCUAUUUAAAGGCACCUGUAAAUAGGUUGUUGUUGUUAAUUAAAUAUAUAAAAAAAACGAAAAAA